AUGGCUCACCUACCUAACAUUAUCAUAAAUGAUAUGGCAAACAUGCUGGUUGCACAUGGCAACAAGAGGAAGAAAGACAUGUUUUAUCCCUUUAACGGCAUGGUUGCAGAGCUGACGCAGAUCAAUAUCCAGAAGGCGUUGGAUGGGAAACUGGAGGUUUCCUUGCCUUGGCUCGACUCGGGAAAAGGCAACCCGGCCAUACAGUCUUUUGAAGUUCAUCCAGUAUUGGGAAGUGCUCAACAUUUGUGCCUAUUUGACAGAUUACACGAAAGGAAUGUGAAGAAGGAAGAAGACACACUGCAUUGUGUAAUGAACAUUAAGGAAUUGAAAGGGAAGCUUAACACACAGAAAGACGAACAGCUUCAUGCAUCAUAUAAUCACGACAGCAGAUAUUUGAAUCAAAUGAAGCCUAUUAACCAUAUCUCCCUCUUUCGCUCAAACAGCGACGUCCCCGAAACUCAUCCUCCAGACCAGCCCCACAUUUUUCUAAAAGCCUUCUGGAACUUUGCUUUGUCUUUGGAAAUUGCAUUCUUUACCUGA
Molecule: messenger RNA, 540 nt
Organism: Porites lobata
Lineage: Eukaryota; Metazoa; Cnidaria; Anthozoa; Scleractinia; Poritidae
Source: the annotation of a GenBank genome assembly